Mycosarcoma maydis (corn smut) is the source of this 852-nucleotide messenger RNA. RefSeq lists its product as uncharacterized. Gene Ontology annotation, molecular function: delta(3,5)-delta(2,4)-dienoyl-CoA isomerase activity. The transcript is spliced from 3 exons. The record is from RefSeq and is a predicted model, not a curated record. The coding region runs from base 1 to 852 and encodes 283 amino acids. NCBI's taxonomy places the organism in Eukaryota, Fungi, Basidiomycota, Ustilaginomycetes, Ustilaginales. Gene Ontology annotation, cellular component: mitochondrion.
AUGUCGUUCCCGCAACCCUACACCGGCUACCGAGACGUCAAGUACCACAAGCUCACGCUUGAAGCUGAUGGAGUGCUUUUGCUCUCGUUCAACCGACCUCCCGUGAAUGCCUGGAUCGACCCCAAGUGGCAAGAGCUCUCCCGGAUCCUACGUACCGUACGCGAUGAUCCCGACGUGUCUGCGAUUGUGGUUGCCGGCGAAGGUCGAUGCUUCACCGCUGGCCUCGACCUGAACGAGCAGAGCCUGUCCGACGUCAUCGCUGGUCUUCCCGAUGCGGCCCGAAAGGCCUUCAGGAUGCGUGCGCACUUGCGCGACUUUCAAGAGGCCAUAUCUUGGUUCGAACACGUCGAAAAGCCUGUGAUAGCUGCUGCCCAUGGUGUAGCAUUUGGACUGGCGAUCGACAUCAUGUCUGCUUGCGACAUUCGGUACGCCACCAAGUCCACGAGGUUCAGCAUCAAGGAGGUGGAUGCAGGUCUUGCAGCCGAUAUUGGCACGCUGCAGAGGUUCCCCAAGAUUGUGGGCAACGACUCGCUCGCCAGGGAACUCUGCUAUACUGCCAGGGAAUUCAAUGCGGCUGAAGCAAGGGAGAUCGGCUUCUUGAGCAAGGUCGUGGAUGGAGGCAGAGAAGAGGUUGUUUCUGCUGCUAUUAAGACUGCCGCCGAAAUUGCAUCCAAGGCACCCAUCGCUGUCCGAGGGACCAAGAUAUACCUCUUGCACAGUCGAGACCACGGCGUCGAGGAAGGCCUUCGCUUCGUCCAAGCGUUCAACUCGGCGCUUCUCCAAUCGGACGAUAUGCCCGAGGCGAUGCUUGCCGUUAUGCAGAAACAGACGCCCAAAUUUGCCAAGCUGUGA